Molecule: messenger RNA, 5798 nt
Organism: Opisthorchis viverrini
Lineage: Eukaryota; Metazoa; Platyhelminthes; Trematoda; Opisthorchiida; Opisthorchiidae
Exons: 28
Coding region: 20-5527 (1835 amino acids)
Molecular function (GO): RNA uridylyltransferase activity; zinc ion binding; nucleic acid binding
Source: RefSeq, a predicted model, not a curated record
UCCAUCUUCCCGCCUGGUGAUGACUGAGACUGCUGGUCCAGUGAGGCGUGGAAGAAAGCAGAUGGCAAAUUCUCUGCUGGGUACUCCCGAUAAAUCCUCCGGUAAAGCUAUCAUGGACCCGUCACAAAUCCCGAUGGAUCAGCUCCACUAUUUAAACGAAAAUCAUAUAUAUUGGAAAGAAGGGAAAACGAAACGAGCAUUCGUUUGUCAAGCGUGUGGCCAAACAAUGCCGAGCUUAGGUGCCUCGAUACACCAUUCGCAGCAACAGUCACAUCAGGCAAAUCUACUUACCGACCAAGUGCGGACUGUGUUGUUGCAUCUGCCCCCGAUUAUUCCAGCCCAUCGUUUAGUUUUAAACCAAACAUUGGAAUCUGCCGUUGAAGGUGUACUGGUAGAGCCCGCAGAAGUGGAGCGGCGCCAACGUUUCGCUCAUCAUGUGAUUAAAGCUCUUCAGUGCCGAAUUAAAGAUUUCCAGAUGGUCGGCGUCGGCAAUACAUGGAGUGGUGUUGCUCUGCCCGACAGUCACGUGGACUUGGAUGUGUGUCGGUUAACCACGGCGGAGAUGCGAGACAAAUCACCCCAAAAACAGCCCAAACUGAUGGUGGUCGAUGAUUCCAUCGUUCGCUCUCCGAGUCUCGGCUACCUGAUGGAAGACAUAUUUGAACUGCUGAAAGCCAAUUCUCAGAAGUACACCGCACCCAGCAUGAGUUCUAGUCCGAAGAAGGUGGACGGGGAACUAGCCGACAUCCAAACCUCGAAAUCGAGCCCCUCCAAUGGACUGGUAAAGUUCCCUGAUAUCUACAAUGUCGUUCGGACAGACGCCGAAUAUUUCUCAAUCUCCUUUACCGACGCCAACCAAGUGCAGUAUGAUAUUCACACCGGGAACCCUCUUGGCCAUCAUGUAGCCAAACUUUUGCUCACCUAUCUUGGGUUGGAUGCUCGUGCCCGCGACCUUGCUACUCUGUUCUGUAAACUGGCUAAGCUUGCUCAUUUGGAUAUGCCGUUGAAUGGCACGUUCCCACCGACAGUUCUGUUAAUCAUGGUUAUCUUCUACUUGCAACACACAAGUCCACCGGUUCUGCCAAAUUUGCACCAACUCUAUCGUUCUGCAGCGCACGAGUCACUUCCUGCAGAUUCAUUCUAUCAUGUGGAGUACGACUGUCAGGAUUUGUCGUUCCUCACAGACCCUGCCCUGAUCUCAAAGCUUUGGUUGCCCUCUAACAAUUCAUUCCCCCAUCCUUCUCCCUGUUUUCCUAUUCCGAACCUUCCCUACUUGGAACAAGCUUCGUGCAUGGCUGAUCUCUGGCUUGGUCUGCUCCGCUUUUACCUGUUCGAUUUCCAAAAGGCUACUUACGCAGUCGAUCUUGUGUGCCCCAGUCCACUUCGUCGUCGCCGAUCCGGUGGCGGAAUAUCGUCUAUAUUCGUCUUUGACCCAUUUGACCGGAAAGAUUUGUGUCGGCAAAUUUCCUCGGGUGGUUUUGAAUACAUCCGUAGUCAACUUUUGGCUGCGUACGGAUAUUUUGGCGUCCCACGGUUGACCAACGGCAGGCACGUGUUCACCAACGUUCGGACGCACGAACCCGAUGCGCAUGUCGAGGCCAAUUUGCGUAAAAACAGAUCCCCCAGCAAGCGAAACAUCAAGGCUUCGACACCCAAUGACAAUUCUCCGCAAGAGGGCGAUCACAGUCCGAAUCCCCCGAUUCUCCGGCUAACUCCGAUUAUUGACAGCACCGACGGGUUCGCUGGCAAUCUGGUCAAGGUCAAAAGUCUAGUUGCGGAAAAAUUUGGCGCCAAAUUGGAGGCCAGUCCCCCAAACAUCUCUGACGUCAAUCCUGUAGAGGGCGAGACUACUGAAGAGGCCCCGGAUGCAGUUCGAAAAUUGGCUUUGGCAGAUGUGGCUCCUCUGAUACUUGAAGUUGUGCUAGAUGAGUUGCUAGAGUCUGCGGAUGCCGCUGGUCAGUUUCAUUCGGUUAUUCUACAUCUUUCACUUCCAACAUUGACAAAGCAAUGUUUUCAAAGGCAGUCCUCUUUGACUCAGCGAAAUUUCCUUCUGACCGUCACUGAUUGUGCCCAACUGACCGAACAUUUCGCCGUCGUUUUCUGGUCAAAAAUCUACGACACCUUCAUUGACAAAGGUUUACUGGUUACAAGGCAGCGAAGCUUUGUGAAGAUGACAUCUUUCUUAUUUCGUAUGGUAUUCUGGCGUUGGUACAACAAAAACCAUUCGAAUGAACAGCCCAUGAAUUCUGAAGGUUCACCAGGCCUUGAAUCAGAACCAUGUGAAUUCUGUAUGGAGGCGAAAAACCAAGAGGGACUAGGUCCUCAUCAAUGUACUUGUAAGGUCAAAAAGCCACCCGAAGAAGAAUACUCUCUUGGUAAAAGGCCAUCUCCCUUAGAUGACCCGGAUAUUGUGCUGAACUUUGAGGAAGAUUUUGAUGAUGACAACGAAGGAGAUCCUACCGAGGUUGAUUGUGAAAGGUUUCUAGAGUCUCUGCCGAAUGACACUCUGGAUCACGACGUGCCUUUUGACCCCAUGAAUGAGGACACAGUGGAUGAACAAAAUGAACUUGUCGAGCAGACUUUGGACCUAGGUGAAGAUGAUGAAGUGGAAAUGAAAAUGAACGAGGAAAUUGAUACCAGGGCGCAGGGUGGCACAGUGGACUCGACAGACGAAUCGACCUCAUUUCUUCAAUCGGACAUCCGAGACAAAUUGUUGAAGGCGGUCGAUUCGCUUACAUCUUCCAAAUUGAAGGUCGCCCAACCUGAUAGUGGAGGACUUUAUGACCCCGAUAUCAUCGUCGAUCCGGGCCCUCAGUCACAAAACUCGGGUGCUAUGCUAUUCGAACAGAGCUGCUCGACCCAAAAGGUACCAAUUAAUGGGAAGGACGCACGUACAUCAAAGCGCGCGAAGCGUGCUGCGCAGGAUUUUGAGAACUCACAACCGCCAGAAGGAGCCAGCGUCGCGAAGGUUGCGGCGGUUGAACAUGCUACUUCUGAAGCGCUCGGCUGGCAGAGAGUCAUUUUAACACGCGAUGCCUAUGGCCCAGCUUUAGAUGACGAUCGCCCGAAUUUCUAUAACUCCGCACUAGUGGCCAAAUUGGAGCCCGAAGAUCUCUCAUUUUCCUUUAUCGUCCGUGGUCGAUUACCCGCUCCCGGUAAACAUGGGAUCCGCUCGUCCGUGCUAGGCCUCGCCGCACCCAAUCAGCCCUCAACUCUACUCGCCCACUUCGAAUCACCGCAACCGCAGUGCAAGGGUUGUGGUCAAACGGGUCACCGGAUUGGGAUGUGUGCCAGUGCGGCGGAAAAGUCCGUCUCUUUUGUCGCAUGGAAAAAACUUCAACCAUCGUUACCACCACUGGCUUCCGAAAACCAAAUCACCGCACUCACCGCAUGUCUGACUGAACUGAAUUCCUUCCAUGACUGUAGUGGCCAAAUAGCCAGUAGACAGUUUAUCGUUGACACUCUGCAACGCGUGAUUGCCAACAUUUUCCCCUCGGUCCAACUACGUUUGUAUGGGUCGUGCGCGAACGGAUUCGAAUUGGUCUCCAGUGACAUGGACCUAUGUGUUAUCUUCCCCCGCGACUCGUUCGAAUGGCGUCAACUGAAAGAGGUGGGAUCGACCUUGUCCUUGAUUCGAAGAAUAAGAGCCCAACUGUUCAGAUGUGACCGGUCUCUUGGGAUUAACCGCGUUCGAGCCAUACUACACGCGCGUGUGCCCAUUCUGAAAGUCAGCUUCGAGAACGGGUUUGAAGUGGAUAUCAGCUUUUCGAAUCAUCUGGCUGUGAUCAACACAGAAAUGCUACGAUUCUACACGGUUGUCGAGCCCAAGUUACGUGUUCUUGGCAUCGCAUUGAAGAUAAUCAGUAAGCUUUGCCAUAUUGGCGACGCGUCUGUCGGCGGGGUCUCAUCCUACGCCUUGAUUAUCAUGCUCAUUCACUAUCUGCAGCAAAAAGAUCAGCUACCGGUUUUACAGGAGGCAUAUGUAGAAAAAGAGAAGCCGCAGAAUUUGAUGAGUGGAUGGAAUGCCUGGUACCAAGAUGAUCUAACCGUUCUGGCCAAAUGUUGGCGUCCGCCAGAGCAGAAGAUGUCCCUCGGUGAAAUGUGGCUCGGGUUCUUCCACUACUACUUGUUCGAGUUCAACCGUGACGUGAAUGUGGUGUGCAUUCGACAGAAGAAGUUGCUUUCACGGUUCGUGAAAAUGUGGACUUCUUUAUUCGCGAUCGAGGAUCCAUUUGACCUGGAUCAUAACUUGACUUGCGCGCUUUCCAGAGACUCGCUUCUGAGCAUACUCGACCUGUUCUACGCGGUUCUGGUACAUCACACCACUCUCAACCCGGACAGCAUGCAUGUUGAUUUGUGGCGAUUUUCCCUAUUCUCACCAAAACGCCUGGAUGAGAUUCGGCGUCUUGGAACUCCCUCACGCUGGCGCUGUCGUCGAUGUCGUCAGUUUGGUCACCGGGCUGCAGAUUGUCCUACAAAAGAUAACACUCCUCAAUCCAUCGUUUCCGACACGAACGUACAGGUGUUGAUAGGUGCGUUUCUGAACCGUAAGCCCCACCAAAGCAUUAACAAUCAGUCCAGCACACCUGUGGGCUCCAUCCAUCACCAAAGAAUUAUUCCUCAACAGCAGGGGAAUUUCAUUCUGCGCUCUAGUCCACAAACUGGAUCUCAGGGACCACAUUACCGACCUCAUUCCUAUCCCACAAAACCGAUGUACCGUUCCAAUCGACCGUAUACUUUUUUACCUGAUCGUAACCCUCAUCCCCCUCAGUAUUCACAUGCUUAUGGAAUGAGCAAUUACACAGUUGGUGGAGGGCAUAGUUGUUACCCCCAGUAUCUUACACGGCAGCAUCAACAACCGGCUGUGGUCUAUCCGAUCCCCCGACAACAUUUUGUACCGAUAUCACAUAAUUUCGACCGUCACUCGACACCCGCCAUGUAUGUUGUACCCUCGACACAACAGCCAAAAUGGACUGGCGAUCCCGUCGCCUACAGCGAACAUUUCCCUCCUCCUCCAACAACUCCGAAUAAACAAUCCAAUGUGGCUGAGAUGCCACAGCAGCAAAGCAACCCCUCCCCAGCUCAUCCACUCCAAAGCUCCAACGGUGGAAAAAAACCUGCGCAACCUGCAUUUACUCCCGAAAAACAAAAUAAGCGAAAGAAAGCAAGAAAGCCAUUUGAAAAUCCAAAUGCGAAAGUUACCACAGUUUCUUUAUAUGAUAGUCCAGCUUCCGACUGCAUCACCUGGGUGAAUGAGAAGUUUCAGCUCGGCACGAGUUCCUCUGGUCACCAGCAUACUUUUCGAAACGCUACUUGCAACCAGCAGUUCAGGAAACCACCACCCACUAGCCAAACAACGUCAGCAGUCUCCACUGAACUACAGACUCAGGACAAAACCACCCAACCCAAACACAAGGGAAACCCUCGCUUCACCCAGCCCUCUACACGUGGACCCAUACUUUCAAACUGUGCUAAUACAGAUGCUGACUUGGCUAGGCGUUUUCAGAACAUGUCCACACGGAAGUGAUGGACCUCCAUUCGGUGUGCGCUUACUGCGCCUCCUGUUGUGCAUGUUUCAUUGAACUGUUCUUCCCUCCACAUCUCCGUGUUUUUCAAACGCCUGUCACACCAACUCCCGUUUUGCAUCUCUAGUGUUAUAUACGAACUCGCCUUUAUUUCCGCAUUACGGAAGCCGUCCCAGCUCCCACAGACUUCUAGUCAACGGUGCUGUCACUGUAUCUUGUGAAUAACAUCUCCCUCGGGGCGUGUGAUGCUUCCCAGGACCGAUUAAACGUUUG